AUAGUUUUUAUUACAAGAACAUCGUUGUAAGUGAUAAGGUGUUAUUGCGACUACUACUACUACUACUACUACUACUACUACUACUACUACUACUACUACUACUACUACUACAUCUAUUGUGCAAACAUUACAAAGCAACUAUAGCUAUAGCUGCCGAAAUUUCAAAAGGAAUAAAAAAAAAAAAACAACAAUGUUCACACAGACAUAGGAGAAGAAUACAAGUUCUCAUCGUCACUGUUAACGGAAUAAAAUACCUGAAUGGGAUACGCAAUAUAUUUAUAUACACUCUGUGAAAAUGUUCAACUAGUAUCAGAGAAUCUUUGGUACAAGGGUGUGGAAAGAGUUUAGAUGAUGUUAUAGUUUACGAACUAUAGCGUAUUUUUUAAUGCCUGGUUCUUUUUCACCGUCUUCUUCUUCUUCUUCUUCUUCUUCUUCUUCUUCUUCUUCCUCUUCUUCUUCUUCUUCUCCACCUCCUCCCUCUUCCCGGCCUCCUCAGCUUCCUCCUUCUCCUCCUCCUCCUCUUCUCUUUUGUUUUCUUCAUCUCAUUGUCUUCUCCCCUUCAUCUUUUUCGUCUUCUCCUUCCCUCCCCUCCUCCUUCUUUUCCUCCUUUCUUCCUUCUACUCCUGGUCCCCCCUCCUCCUCCUCCUCCUCCUCCUCCCACUUUAGAUUUCUUCCCUCUUAUAAUAAACCCCACAACAUCGUUAAAUAUAAAGAUCCGAUGACAGUCAAAACAAAUCUUCGGUUGACUUUUAUUUGUUUUUAUCUCUGCACGUUUAUGUCUCUACAAUUUAUUUACAGUGAUAUAAAUGUGUGUGUGUGUGUGUAUUGUGUGUGAAUCUUUGAUAAUGCAUCAGUAUACGAAGAUGUAAAUUCGUGAGACUAUUUACAUAUACGUAUACAUACCUAUACAUAUAUAUAUAUAUAUAUCACACGCACACAUACACACAUAUACAUGUACAUGCACAUAUAUGUAUAAUAAUAAGCGUGUUUAUAUUCCUAUGCAUGUAUUGAGUUGACGGAAAUAACAAAAUGAAAUACGCAUGAUCAAUUAUUUACCACGGAACGUACUUAGUGUGAUAAACAUUAUUAUAACCAUAUCAUACAUCGCUGUGAAAACUAUUCUAACAGGAUAACAAUCAUGGCUAACUUACCAGGGAGCCACCAUGGAAUACAAGUUACUUUAUGCAUAGGAUUAUUGGUCUUAACAGACAUGAUCCAUGCAGCGCUUCUGUGUUCACGAUGUGAUUCCAGAGGAGACAGAUACUACGGUGAAUGCGAACAGUCACCUCCUACUCCCUCGCCAUGUCCUGAAAAUAAUGCUAAUUUCUGUUCCAUAGUCAGAGAAACAAACGAUAAUGGUAUCCAGAUUUUAUUUACGCGAGGCUGUGCAACUUUUUUCCAAGACGAAAAAUGCAUAAUAAGGAACGUAACGAGAGGUCGACAGAAAAAUGUAUGUUUCCGUACAUGUGCCACAGACGGAUGCAAUGCUGAAGGAUUGAAACUCCGGGCGUCUUCUCUAAAUAUCCAAGCUUCUUUCAGUUUUGUUAUUGCUACAACUUGUUUCAGUUUCUUCCAUUGAAUGUUGUAUUUGUUGUUCGAUUCCUUAUCCUAUUAUGGAGGAUGGCGGAGAGAGGUUUAAACUGAUUGGUGCAAACCAGUUUAUGAUCCGGUUUCGAUUCCUACUUGAGACUAUUUUACAUAUUUUGCCAAUAGCAACAACUUCUCCUUCACAUUUUUUUCUUUGGCAGCAAAUCGAAAAUGUCAUGUCUAUGUGAAAAAUCAAAAUGCAUUCGUUAUUCGCCUUUGGUUAUUUCAUAGUGAGCUUUUGCACGCGGUUCUUAUCUCGUUUGCUGAGGCAUAUCUAUUGACUUUUCCUCCGGUGUGUUUUAUAUAAAUCCAUCGGCAAAUAUCAACAUGACGUUUAACGAUUCGUUCGAAGAAGAAUAGAAAAACUAUGGUUCACAGUGCUUAGUUUUAUUGAGAAGUGAAAAUUUUGCUUCCCAGUACUCUACGACGGUAUAAUAUAAAGAGAAGGUAAAGGAUUUAAAGGAGAAUAUUAUAUACACUCAUAUAUGUACGCAUCCAAAUUAGCAGUGAAGUAUACUCACACACAUGCAUACAUACACAUACACAUACACCACACACACACAUACACAUACACAUACACACACACUUACAUACAUAUAUAUUCACCUGAACUGAAAAUCGUGUGUUUGACAGAGAAUGAGUGAGAAAAGAAAGAGAAAAUAAGAAUGAGAAUGAAUAUAAAAAUGAGAGAGAGAAAAGAGAACGGUCAUAUUUUAAAAAAGGAACAAAUAGUCUUCAAAAUCUUAUUGAAUAAAAGUAUCGCCAAAUUUAA
Molecule: messenger RNA, 2359 nt
Organism: Octopus bimaculoides (California two-spot octopus)
Lineage: Eukaryota; Metazoa; Mollusca; Cephalopoda; Octopoda; Octopodidae
Source: RefSeq, a predicted model, not a curated record